Molecule: messenger RNA, 12825 nt
Organism: Toxorhynchites rutilus septentrionalis
Lineage: Eukaryota; Metazoa; Arthropoda; Insecta; Diptera; Culicidae
Gene: CycY
Product: cyclin-Y
Exons: 3
Coding region: 1406-2431 (341 amino acids)
Biological process (GO): regulation of cyclin-dependent protein serine/threonine kinase activity; regulation of canonical Wnt signaling pathway
Cellular component (GO): plasma membrane
Molecular function (GO): cyclin-dependent protein serine/threonine kinase activator activity; protein kinase binding
Source: RefSeq, a predicted model, not a curated record
AUCACACAAGACAGGACGGGAUCUCUCACAGCGACAGAGCUGAGUAAAAUGUCUUGCCUUUUGAACAACAAAGCAUCGUCGGCUGCAGCGCAGUGUUUGUGUUAAAGCAAAAAGAAAAGCUUUUUCAGUUCGGCCUCCUGUCUGUCGCGUAUCGAAAUAUCGGCAAAAAGACGUGUUUAGUGAUAAUACAAUAAACUAUAUCAGCCAGCAGUGAAAUUUUCAUCGUGCAUGUAAAACUUUGCAUCCUGAUUUGUGUUUGUGAAUUGAAUAAGGUGAAAAAUCUAAUGGAUUAACAGCGACUUCGCGCAUAACACGGUGCAGAAGGGAGGAUUGCUUGUUCCUAAAUUUGCCGCAGCACAGCUGGAGGUGGAAUGGUGAAAAACCGGUGAAAUUAGCUGAGAAAAGUGAAGCAAAUCACAUAAAAAGUAUAUGUGGUGUGGAUAUGCAACAAUUGCUCAUUGAAAUACAAGAAAUGUUAAAGUUAUAAUAACAAAAAAACAUGAUGGAUAACAUGACUGUUCACGCAAAUAUGACAAAUUAAUUAUCAAGUGUUUCGAAGGGUUAAUUUUCCAACAUUUGUGGAUUGCAUGAGUAAUUAGAUGCUGGAUUAUAUGUUAAGCACAUUGCAUCUAGAAAGCUGAACCUGGAGAAACAUACAGUAGAUAGAGAAAUCAAUUAGAUCACCGUGAAAUGGACCCGCUAGUGAUCUCGUGGCCAUCGUUCAUAACUCCUACAUCAUACCGUACCAACGCCGUGUGAAACAAUAUCACAACGGUAAACCCGGCGCACGACAUCUCGCACAACUUGUGCAUGAAACAGUUUCAAGAAGUUGGAUUAGUUAAAACAUACACACACACAGAGAAGUAAUUCCGUGACAUCUCCGCAAUCGCACUCGAAUGUUGCUUCUGAAAUUACGGCUACCGCAGCUCUGUGAAACACAUCUAACCCAUUAAGAACCAGUGCCAAAUUCUACCGCUUAAGAUUGUAAUUAAAAACAAUGAAAAUAGGAGAAAAAACUGAAUUUUAGGUUAACCGAUAAAGCCGGUAAAGUCCUAGUCACACAUAUAUUUUAUAUACCAACUUAAGAGCAAAAAUUAAAAACAUUUGUAAAAAAUAAAUUUAUGUAUACAGAGUUAUUUUGAUAUUAGUAACCGUGUUGGCACAACAGAGAUUUGGUGUACAUUUUAUCGCAUUGGACGGUCGAACGUAAGGAAAGCCUGAUAAGGAAACGCUUCCCAAAAUCAGUGAUAAGCCAAAAAGUUAUUUGCAUGAGACAGUGAUAGAGAGGCAAACAAGAACACACAGAAGGGAGGCGUAUUGCUAUUUUAUAGGGAUUAUCUGAAAACCAUGGCACAGUCUUGUUCGAAUUAGUGUGUAAGGUGUGCGUAAAUCGAAAGGCUGCAGAAUGGGCAACAAAAACUCCUGCUGUUCGUACUCGAGUCCUCCGCCGACGCGGAAAGCCAAGGAAGUGCCGGUGUUUGAAGAGCACCUGCCGGAGGGUGAACUUUCCACAAACAAUCUGCAACACAUUUCCGAACGGGAAGGGGAUGAUGGAGAGCACGACCCAUCGGUGGAUCCAUCGGCGGGGACGAUGUUCCUCGAGCGUUCGAAACAGAGCUUAGAAAAUGGAAUGACGAGGAAAAGAUCCCAGCACCAGAUAGCUCCCCAGGGAGGAGCUGUGCUGAAGAAAAGUAGUUCAUGUUCCACAAUCUAUCUAGACGAUUCGACGGUGUCGCAGCCGAAUCUCAAGAACACUGUGAAGUGCGUAUCGCUGGCGAUCUACUAUCACAUAAAAACCCGCACAAGUGAACGAAGGAUAGAUAUUUUCGACGAGAAGCUUCACCCGCUUACCAGGGACCCCGUUCCAGAAGAUUAUGAUCAGCACAACCCCGAACAUAGGCAGAUAUACAAAUUUGUCCGGACGCUGUUCAAUGCUGCCCAGCUGACUGCUGAAUGUGCCAUCAUCACUCUCAUAUACUUGGAACGGUUGCUUACGUACGCAGAGCUGGACAUCGCGCCCUGCAACUGGAAGCGAAUAGUUCUCGGUGCAAUUCUGCUGGCUUCCAAGGUGUGGGACGAUCAGGCGGUAUGGAACGUCGACUACUGCCAGAUUUUGAAAGACAUAACCGUUGAGGAUAUGAACGAGCUCGAACGACAAUUUCUCGAACUGCUACAGUUUAAUAUCAACGUACCCUCGUCCGUGUACGCCAAGUACUAUUUCGAUCUGAGAACGCUCGCCGAAGCAAACGAUCUGUCAUUCCCGACGGAACCCCUGUCGAAGGAGCGAGCCCAAAAACUGGAGGCCAUGUCCCGGGUAAUGCAGGACAAAGCGACUGCCGAGGCGCUGAAGAACGGCAUAAAGAAGUGGUCCUCCAUCGAUAACAUCCAUCAACAGGGCAACGUGAGGCGGAGUGUUGCCAUUCUAUCGUGAUUCCACAGGGAGGUGGUGGGUGUGAUUGUGCGCUCGGUGUAAUAUUCAUUUUAGGCCAAGUUUAGAAAAGUAGUGCUUAGUAGAGAUGAACGGAUGAAAGCGAACACAACACCACGUGUUGCAAAAUCGCUAGUGCGCCAAAUAGAGAGUGUUGUCGUUCUAGCAUGACAAGCAAUGAUGAGAUCAAUUAAACAAAACUUGCAAGCGCACGGAAAAUGCGAGACGGCGGCUUGGACCAUUGCGUCUGGCCGUAUUUUAUAUGUAUUUACUCGAAAGACGGAAAUAGUUCGGUUGCAAUACGCCAAACAAGAAAAACACACACAUGAUAUCAUAUGUAGAGAACCCUUCCAACCAAAUAGAGAGGGUGUUUGCUGUUGAAAGAAUUCUAAAACUAUUUUGAUGUGAUGGAAUUUGAUUAGGAUUUAGAAAAUUAGCUUGUUCGAAUUCAUAUUUUGCAUUGUGUUCAUCUAAAAAACAGUGUUAUUCUAUAGUACUCCAGAAUAUGUUUUUUUUUGAGACUUUCAGCCUCCUGGGCUGGUUCGUCUCAGAGAUUAUGUUUGUAUUACUGGCUUUAGUAAUAAUUUUAUGUACAUUGGUAAACUAUUCAUAAAGCGAAUACUUCGGAAGAAAUUAAACAAUUUACCAAAAACUAUUAGUCUCAAACGCAGAGGCACGAGUUAUUAGUGAUCUCCGGGGCACUCGUGAUAACAUAUUUUUUAUACUUAUAUCUUUUGUGGUAUUGUUGUUCAAUAACGAAACUGAAGCUUUUUUAAAAUACUUUUUUCUCUGUUUACAUCACACGUAGACAGAAAAGGUACAGUUUUCGACACCUGUUACUCAAAAGAAUAACCCAUCAUUUGAAUAUUUUUCGCUUUUCAAACAGUUUUUUUUUGGGCCGAUCAGAUUUUAUUUCCUUGAUAGCUGACCCGGCAAACGUAUAUAAUAACAUUUGACUAAUCAAUAUUCAUAAAUAUUAAUUCAAAAAGAGUAAUAAGAGUUAAAGGUUAUUAUAUAUUAUGAGAGGACGAAACAAACAAGAGAGUACAACACCUGUGGCGGGAUUCCGUUGUAAAUGUUUAUACAAUAUCCGUGUUGUCCCUUCAGAGCGGCUGGAAGAUUUUUCGUCAAAGAAAUUUCUUCUGAUCUGUACUGUGGUUACACACAUUGUAGAGCUUGCAUCACAACAUAACGACGUGUUUCUUACCAUAGGAAUUUCUACAAAGUACAGUAGAACCUUGAUUAUCCUUCGUUAUCCACGGAAACGAGUUCCACAAUGCUUCUAUAGGCCUUCCCGGAAUUUGUCAGUGUGUGGUGGGCUCUUACUUUUUCGGUUUACGUUAAUACGAGUAAAUAUUAUUGUAUUGAUAAAACAUAUUAGGUUGGGGAAAAAGCUAUCCAUUAUUUUCUCGGUAGCUGGCUUUAGUGAUCAAUAUAUCGCAUAAUAUUGAUCAUACGUUUUGAAGUUUAGGUUCGUUCGUUGUAAAGGUGACAUUUCACCCUAAAAAAACUUUUGCUGUUUUUUGUUUGCUCCAUUCAGUUGUGAGUUACAGGGUGUUAACAAUAGAGGUCAACAAAGAGAAAAUUCGGUACAUUUAACACUUUUGCUUUUAUAAAUUUGAAAAUGCAAGCCAGACAGCUGAAAUUGUGAACGGCUCUGCGGAAUGCACGUAUCUGCAUGCGCGUGCUUUUUAGUGCUGACCGACGAAUUGUCGAACAUUCACGCAGGUGCCAAGGAUGACCGACUUUUGAAUGCCGUCCAAUUUCUUCUCCAUGUUCAACACCGCUUCCAGAAGAGUUUUCGGGACAGUUCCGGUUCCAGGGAGAACGACUGGAACAAUACUUGGAACCUCUCCUAGCCCCCACAGUUCUUUAAGUUCCACGGCCAAUAGGCGGUACUUACAAACAUUGCGAUCGUGGGUCUCCUCCAGAGUUUGGUUCAGCGAAAUAGCGACAUCGAUGAUGGUGACUCUGCGGUCGCUCUUGUCGUAAACCAUUAUAUCUGGGCGGAUGUGUUCCAGUGCCGAUUGAGGAUGGUGCAUUCCGACCUCUUUGAAUGCUUUCCUCAUCCUUCUCUCAAGGUAUUCUAAGUCAGUGUUGCUCCUCUUGACCACUCCAAAACUGAAGGUCAGCAGGGGAACCGCGAAUGUGUUGGUCUUGAUGUCGGAGUGGCGAAUCCCGGUGAGCUGUCGGAAUCCAAGAUAUUUAUAGGAUUCGCCACGAACCAUGUCUCCUAUCAACUCGCCGUCAUAGGCCUCGUAGUCUCCGGAUUCGGUAAGUUGUCCAUUCAACAGAUGGACACAGUGGUUGCCGAACUCCAUGCAGAUGUCCCUGCUUAUUUUUUCGACAACCCGGAUAGCUACACCUAGACCCUGACGUGAAUCAGCGUAGACCUUGAGACCGUCCAUGUAGAAGUUAUGGGUCACUUCUUUGUAGGCGCCGUCCCUAUACCUUAUCUUAUAGCCAUAACCGUUUCUAUUGAGCGUUCUACUGAGGGGGUUCAGUGCCAGACAAAACCAAAGCGGGUUGAAAGAGUCGCCUUGGAAUAUCUGUUCUAGACUGCAACACAUUCUCCCCAUCGCUGAGCUGCAGAGACAUACUCCACUGCCUCAUCGCAUGCUGCAGGAUCCUAACGACGGUGGGAUCAAUUUUGUAGAUCUCCAAUACCCGGACGAGAAACGAGUGAGGAAUGGAGUCAUUAGCCUUUCUAUAGUCUAUAUAGGCCAUAUUUAGGUUCCUCUGAUUAUAUACGGCUUGGUCGAAUAUGGCUGCGUUGAUGGUGGCUUGGUCUUUGCAGCCAUACGUAUUUUUCUCACAUUCUUUCUGCUCUUUUGCGAUGAUGUGAUGUUGUUCGUUGUGAGCAAAAACUUUGGCGGUUAUGAUACUGCCCAAUAUUUUGGGCCCUAUUAAGGAAUAAGUUUCAUAUAUCUUUUGGUUUAAUUGAUAUUUUUCGUCGAGCAGAUGGUUUCAUCACUCAGACGUUUUGUUAUUAUGGAUUUAUUGGAGCAAUGUUUGUCCAUCUAAUCAACGAUUUUUCAACAAAAAUUUUAAAUCUAUAUAUAUGCAUUUCCAAUAAAGUAGUUGUUUUGAAUUACUCAUUUCCGUUCAAUAUGUGAAGACCCUUUUCGUGCCGUGUUAAUAUAUUCAAAACAGUCAUCUAGCAUCCCCGGAUAUGAGUUCAAUGUUUAGAAUGUUUAAAUUUGGUUGUGUUGUUUGGAAGAGGCCCGUUUGAAAAUCUGUAAAAUCUUGCAAUUACUGAAUUGAAUUUGAUGGUUGCAUUUGAAAACAUACAUUGCUUAUGCAAUACUAGUUUAGCCGUGAAACAUUUUUUUAAGAUAAAGGCGGAGCAGAAGAACACCGAUGCUUUCAAUCAACAAGGUGAACAAACACAUCAGACAAACUAGACGAUUCGACUGAUUCAUUGACGAGCGCGGGCAAACGGUCGUCGAACCAGACGAGCUACUCGUCUGUUUUUAGUCGAGCUCGGCUUCUGGAAUAUGAAAACAAACGAGACGAGCGCUCGUCUCCUCGUUUCGUUUUCUGGAAUAGGGCCCUUUAUAGAAACUCGAUAGGCACGUUAUCGGUCUGUACUCCUAUGGGUUCAACGUGUUGCUGUCUUUCGGAAUGAGGAAAGUGACGCCAUGGGUGGCGAAUUCAGAAAGGUUAUGUGGGACACGUAGCUCCUUGUUGAAGUACUCAGCUAUCUUUGGAUGUGCGACGGUCGGCUCCUUGUGCCAGAAGUUCUGAACACCAUCGCUGCCAGGUGUUGCCCAGACCCUCAGGUACCGCGAGGCUUCGGGGGUUUUUCGCCAAUAAGGACCAAGACCUCUAUGAUAGAGACAUUAUGAAGCUACCUUUAGAAUGACAACAAAUUUUUCAACAAAACGGUACAUAUUUGAUCCAAAUCGACAACCCGAAGCGUAUUAUAAAUUGUUUUUAAUUUCACCCAAAAAUAAUGGAUAACUAUUUCCCCAGCCUAAUAUCAUGAGACAUAAAUGAACAAUGUUUGUGAAAAGGGGGUAGAUCGUUAUAUUAUAACAGUUAGUAAGGUAUGUACACAAAAAUUGAAACAACAGUGUAGUCAAUUUAUUCUUAAAUCAAAGCUUCUGAAGCAAAUUAGUGAAAUGUGUCCAUAAAACAAGAUGGCAAGAAAAAAACCACUUUAAAAAUUCAUAACGAAAAAACAAUGUGAUGACGUUAACUUAAGAUCUUCAGUAUGGAAUAUGACCAUCGUGAGCCUCAAUCACCUACUAAAGACGUUUGGACAUCAAAUUUUUCAGAUCGUGUGCGUUAAUCUCCUUCGAGACUCUCGAAAAUGCUGUGAAGUACGUGUCCUUGUUUGUUGCGCCAGUUUUGUCCACCUUAUUGUCCAGAAUAGCCCACAGAUUUUCAAAAAGGCUCAAAUCUGGACAUUGAGUUAUUUCAGAACACCGCUUAGACUUGAAAAAAGCCUUAGUUUUUUUGGCAGUAUGUUUAGGGUCAUUUUCCUGUUAAAAAAUGAAGUCUUCGCCUACACCGGUUUUUUUUUUGCUACGGAUUCACGAAGAUUUCUAUUGUCAAUGUAGGCGUCAACUGUCAUUAUGCCGUUGAUUUGUUUCCAAGUUUCCUACGCCAGCCCAGGCAAAUCAGCCCCAAACCAUGAUGUUUCCUCCAACGUGCUUUACCGUAGGCUGUAGAUGACGAUCUACAGCGCUUCACCUGAUUUUCUCCAAACUUUCAUUCGCCGUUUCGGAUUAAAUAUCUUAAACUUUCGAUUCUUCAGUCUACAAAACACGUUUCCAAAAAGAUACCGACUUGUUGAGAUUUUUAUUGCGAACUCUAGCCGUAUUUUUUUUUAUUUGUGGGACUGAUGUAUGGUAGUUUACGAGCGAACUUGCUUUGCAAUCUAUGUUCCCUGAUCCUGCGGCAAAUUGUACGAACGGAUACUGAGAGCUGAAGGCUUCCCUUGAUAAAUCGAAUGGUUACCAUACACGAAGAUUUGAAUGUCUCUUGGUAGGUCUGUGAAAAUACCAUUCAUCUUCACAAGAAAGAGCGUAACGGCUAGCAUGCCACGGAGCCCUGUUUCUUCUGUAAAAAUCUUCGAUUGUUGGUUUCCAGUGAUUACUUGAAAAGAAUGGAGGCUCAGGAAGCCCUUCACGAAGCGUUACAUGUUACCAGAGAUCCCUCAGGCGUUCAGCUGUUGUAAGACAGUUGGAAUCCAGGCUUUAUUGCACGCUUUGGCAAAGUCUAGUGCAGCUAGUUUGGGGUGAAAAUUUUCCGUCCUUCUGACCGAUCAGUCAUCGGUUGAUUAUCCUCUCCAUGUUCUUAAAGGCACAACUGGUAAGGGAUAUGGCACGAUAGCCAUCCGGAGAGCGUCCGGUUUUGAAUGGUUUCUUGAUCUAUUCUUGAAACCAUUCCGGAGGGUUUUAGAUUUCCAACAAUUUCUUGCCUGCUAGGGUCAUCUAAAAGCGGGUAACCAACCUUAUUCGGUCCAGCUGAUUCACCCUUGGCGACCGAUGACCAGUGCCAGGGCGAGUUCGCGAGGUUGGAUUGGUUGAUUGAGAUGCGGUUAAGGUCAUCAUCAAAGAUUUUGGAAAAUUGGUUAUCGAAGUUGUCGUGGAGGUGCUUCUUCUAAGGCGUCGUGUACAAAUUACGUAACGCUAAAAAUCCGGAUUUUGGACCCCCCUCUCCCCCCUACGUAACGCAAUUUCCUAUCUCUAAUACACAGAAUGUAACGCAACCUCGACCUCCUCCCCCCCCCUUAUCUCGUUACGCCAUGGACAGAGUAAUGCUUUGGCAUUUUCUUUUCCCUGAGAAGGCAUCCUACCAAAGCUCGGCCGGGAUGUUGUCGCUAGACUCACCGUCGAUGAACGUCUCCCAGCUGCUCGCUCUAGGAUUCAGCUGUUGUCUCUUUGUGCACAGUGAGUAUUCGCUUAGUCUCCCGUAGAGCCUUCCUCCUCGAUUUCACUGCAACUUCCACUUCAGGGAACCACCAUGAUACUUCUCUCCUGCAGGGGACAGAGCUGCUCCUCGGUAUUGAUGUGGAUGCCGCUGCGAAUAACCCUUUUGAGAAUUGUCCCAUAGUUAUUGGUCCGGGGUUUCUGCCAUGGUACAGCAUUUCACCAACGUUAGUUUGAGAAACUGCCCAGUCUGCUUGAUCGUACCGCCACCGUGGGCGCCUAGUGAGCGCCGAAGGUUUAUCGUCAACCCGGAUGAUGAUGGGGUGGUGGUCGCUCCCCAUCGGAUCGGUAUGCGAUCGCCACAGUAGAAGGGGGAGUAGAUUAGAACAUGUGAAGCUCAAAUCUAUCGUCGUUUCUGUAUUAGCGCGUAUGAAAGUAGGAAAUCCGUCGUUCAACGCUCUGCAGUGUCAAUCCCACGCUGGUUGUAAUUGUUGCUAUCCCAUGUUUGGGAGGUUGAGCCGGUUGUUUUCCGCAGGAUGCAGCUGGUUCCGUAUGAUUGUCACGAGAAACGGGUAGUCAAUUUUCACAGCAAUCGCUGGAAGCUCUGUAUCGAGAUUCACCUCAGAGUAGUGAAAAGUCCGAUUCCCAUUGCAACAGAACGGUAAAUGUUUGAUUGCUCGUUCAGUACCCAGCAGUAUCGACCACCCAAAGACUGUCCAUUUUCGGGAUGUCAGCUCUGUGAACUUGCUGUACGGCUAAUAUAGUUGGGGCGAACUCUUGUUUCGGUAGUUCGACUUUACAGAGGUUUUAAAAGUAUUUGUUUGAGUUCCACUGGACGGCUAGCAUUGUGCCCGUGGAAUAGAUUCUUUUGGAAAUGGGUGCUGUGCUGGGUGAUGAUUCAGAUGCGGGUCUUAGAGGAUAGUGAGUGGUUAUUGAAGUCGUCGAUGAAUGAUGGGCCUGGUGAUCGUGUGUUUGAGCUUUUUUAAGCGAGGAGCGGAGCUUGACAGAGCUCUACCGAUAGAAGGUGUCCGAGAGGGACCCGCUGACGGCAGAGGCGAGAGAGCCGCGAAAUAAAAAACGUCAGUACUAUUGAGAGUCCAGAAUUUUGUGUUGAGUGAUUGCCGGCUUUCCGUGAUUUAUGUUUGUUUUUUUGUACUGUCAUUUCAGGUGGCUUGUUAAUUCGCCCCGCGAUUCUUGCUUGCUCGCUGGGGUUUUACUGUACUUGAAUACAGUUGUUGUCACCCGUGCUUUCUAGUGUAAAUAGUCUGCCCCCUUCAACGCACACGGUCGCAAAGAACGGAGUAAGGGCUUCCAAAGACUGUCAUUCAAUGCAUUGCUGCAAACGAGAAGAGUGGUUCUAUUUUUUAACCCGCCAAUUUUUCAUUUUGCCAUUUACGUGCGAGAUGGCAUUUUCUUCCUGUUAAGACCACUCUCAUUCGCGAUGCGAACUUGGAGAGAACCGUACCUUCCUUUUGGAUAACCGCAGCCAAUUCUACCGUUUUUUGCCGUUACUCUAGCUCGAAGACCGUUCUUGUUCAAUAAAGACGUAAUGCCUCAUUUUUUCCACCAAAGAAUCCCGAGCAUAUGAAGAAUUAUUGGCACAGAUAUUACUGCAUCGCGAAUGUUUUUUCUCAAUCCUUUUUAUCAUUUUCACUGUUGAAUGUCUCAGGUUGGACCUUUUUCUCACUGCAGCCGGAUUCUGAUCAUGGAAAGGGCGAUCCAAGGCUUCGAUUUUCGUCUGCAUUGUCAUAUACCGUCUUGAUUUUUUUUCGCAGGAACCGUUGCAGUAAGGCGUCGUGCACAAUUUAUGUAACGCGAGAAGGGGGUCGAGGUUGCGUUACUUAUAGCGAAUUCGUUUUUGUUCAGUUUCAACCCCAGUGCCGCACUAACUGCUGUCAAAACGUUUUUUUAUUCACUCAGUUGCGCACUAGUUCGCCCCGAAAGCUGCUAGUUUCGCACUGAGAUGCUUCACGGGUUGGCACUCGGGUUCACCAAUACAACUAUACUGAACUGUCAAGUUCCGAGUAUUGUUUUGGAAAAUCUAGAAAUGAAGACUAUGAAAAUGGAAAAGCAACUGCUCUUGCUUUUGUAUUAUUGGAAUCGUAAUCCAAUUCGGAUUCUGAUUUUGAAGAGUAUAUUCGUGUAGACGGCAUUAAGCUCCGUGUGCUUUCAUUGGGAGGCGAAAAUUAUUAUGGAUAUUCAGGAGGAAUAAACAUGCUCUCAAAAUCAAAAUUAUGAAUGAAAAUUUACUUUAACGUAUCGAAUAUUUAUUUUAUGUGAUGAAAUAAGAGGGUUUUUUCCGAUAUCGCAGAAACAUUGAACGAGAACUGUGUCUAACGAUGAUUUUAUAUUAUAAUAGUAAUUAUUUGUGGAACAAACAGGAAAUGCAUCGACAAAUGGUUAAGUGAGUGUCAGGACUACAUGUGUUAGGUAAUCAAACAAUAUGAAGUAAAAAAUGUCAUUCAAACUUUUAUAUUUUUACACUGCACUUGGCCCUUCUUAUCUGAUAGAGAAUAAUUUACCUCCCAAGCACUAAUAUCGCCACCAGACUUCGACACUGUACAUUUGUCGUCGCAAAUAUAAACAAAUCAGACUAUAUAACGCACACCAACAAACCACCGCAUUCGUGAAACUGAAAACUUUUUUUUAUUACAGAGUCAGUGUGGCACUGACUCAGUUUUAAAAACGAAUUCGCUAUUACUGUGUAUUAGAGAUAGGAAAUUGCGUCACGUAGGGGGGGAGGGGGUCCAAAAUCGGGAUUUUCAGCGUUACGUAAUUUGUGCAAGAUGCCUAACUUUCACGGUGUAUCAUAUUGAAGAAUUACCUGAAAUAAAUGCACGAAGUACUAUUUUUAUAGGAUUUGAAAAUUUUUACCAGAAAUGCAUACUAUUUUUUUCCAAAUUCUGUGUGAAAGUACAAACAGAUAGACAACACAAAGUCAACAAUGCAGUUUGGUUUUGUUUUGUCACGCAAUUGGUGAUGUUGCGUAUCAGAGCUGCCAGAUGAUAUUUUUAACAGGCACAUUGACAAAUUCCAUGUACCGAAUUACGUUUUAUUUGACAGCUUUUUUUUUUUGAAUGAAGCAGUGUAUUUCACUACAGUGUAUAUGCUGGCAAUUCUCCUUUUAUCGCUUUCCGAACAAAAUGAUUGCCUACCCACUACCCGGACGCCACGGAUGGCAUUUUUUCUGAUGACUUGCAGAAGGCCUAAAAAGGUGAAUGUGCCUAGUAUAACAAUACGCAGCAAAGUAUGAAGCUCUGAUGCCUGUUCCUGGUGGGAAGGUAGUCAACCUCUGUUCUAUAAUAAGAAACGAACGAAAUACGCAUUGUUGCGAUAACAUGUUGGAUGACUUGCGGCUCUUUAGUUUCAUAUCCGAAGCUCCAACUUUCACCUGUGCACAUUCCGGUUGGGGGAACGAGCGCUGUUAUUUUAGUCCUAAACAAAUUUCAUCCAUCAAAUUCAAUUUUGAUCAAACAAAUGCAAAAAGUUUAGAGUGGGAAAUAGUAGUCCCAACUGGUAUUAUUAGAAGUAUUAGCUGAUGAAUCAAAAUGAAAGAUAUGAAACAUUUCCGGUAAACCGAUGACUAGUAACUAAACAGUACGAACACGAACCAUUUUUCCGGGAAAUGAAAACCGAAACCGGACUAACAUAGUAUCUGGUGAGAACGACAUAGAAACGGAACCCUCUGGUGUGCGUAGGCGUUUGCAAACUCGUACACGUGAAACAAAUCAUAUAGACUAGAUAUACACUAACUAAAAACAAGAAAAGUAAUAAACACAUAUAGUAAACUCUAAAAAAACGAAAAAUAAAAAGUAAACCGAAAGUAAUUAUAAUGCCGUCACUAACUAAUUUUUAGCGCCGUAUUGCAAAACUCAAAAACAAAAAAUCUGAAGGUAGUGGACUCAUUGGAUAGAUGCGUACCGUAAAUUGUAGAUUUAUCUAGAUAUUAUUGAUGCGAAAAUUGAGUAAUACAAGUAACGAGUAAAAUAAUUGUGUGAAGUUCGAUUGUCGGAGAAAUCUUGCGAAAUAAAACGUAGCGCAUCAGAGUAUCAAGUCAUGUGUAUUGUUUUUUCUCAGUUGGUAAGCGCUACUGAUAAACACAAGUCUGCUGCAUUGUUUUUUGUUCGUUUUCUUAUUCUUAUUACCGAAAACGUUUCCUAAGGAAAAAAGAAAGAAAGGAUCCUAAAAUACUAGAUGCAUAAACUCUAAUCAAUAGCGAUAGGAUGAUAGUGAAGUAAGCAAAUAACAGUCAUGUAUUUUCCAUCGUUUAUGUCCUUAGUCAAAGCAAAUUACUUCAAUUUAGAUGCGUGAUGGAAAAGAAAAAUAAAUGGGUAGAAUAUGUUUGGGGAGAAAAUCAUCAGAGCAGAAUGUGUAGUUUCUAACGAUGGAUUCAAGGAUGACUCAAAAAGUGACAUCGGUAACAGGAUGUGGAAAACUAGAGAGAUAGUAUCGUACCAAUUUUUAUGUAACUAAAGCUAUUGCAAGAAGAGAAGGUAUCAAAGAAUAAAAUGAAAACAU